AUGGCAACAAAUUCCAUAGAUAACUCCUCCAAUGUUUUUGCCGGUAGCACAGCCACUCAACCAGCUGUUGUAAUUAUCGACUCCUCUCACCCCUAUUAUCUUCAUUCAUCUGACUCACCAGGUAUGGUUCUUGUCAACUCACUCUUUGAUGGAAAUGAAUAUGGAGGAUGGCGUAGAGCCAUUGUUAUUGCACUCUCUACUAAGAACAAGCUUGGUUUUAUCGAUAGAACCUAUUCUGAACUUGAUUCUUCUUCCACUGACUUCAAACAGUGGAAUCAUUACAAUGAUAUGGUUAUAUCAUGGCUCUUGAACUCCCUGUCUAAGGACAUAGCUGAAAGUUUACAAAAGGAGUUGAGUGAUCUAGUGCAAGGGACCUCUGAUGUGGCAGGAUACUAUACAAAGGUAAAAAAGAUUUGGGAUGAGUUAGAUACCUUGAAUACUUGUAUACACUGCACCUGUGAAUGUAACUGUGGAGGAAAGUCCAGAACCUUGAAAUCCCUUCAAGAUGGUAGGCUCAUUCAAUUUCUCAUGGGGCUUAAUGAUGCCUACUCAGCUGUGAGGAGCAACAUUCUGAUGAUUACCCCUCUUCCGAGUGUCAAUCAAGCUUAUUCUCUUCUCAUUCAAGAUGAGAAGCAAAGAAAAAUUCAUGUUGCACAACACCCAGUCGAGAUUGCUUUCCUGGUACAAAAUCAGCAGCCCAUUUUUCAGAAAUAUGCUAAUGCAUAA
Nicotiana tabacum (common tobacco) is the source of this 726-nucleotide messenger RNA. RefSeq lists its product as uncharacterized. Lineage: Eukaryota; Viridiplantae; Streptophyta; Magnoliopsida; Solanales; Solanaceae. The record is from RefSeq and is a predicted model, not a curated record.